Naegleria gruberi is the source of this 441-nucleotide messenger RNA. RefSeq lists its product as uncharacterized. The transcript has a single exon. The record is from RefSeq and is a predicted model, not a curated record. Lineage: Eukaryota; Heterolobosea; Eutetramitea; Acrasida; Naegleriidae. Bases 1 to 441 code for a protein of 146 amino acids.
AUGCACGUUAAAAACUUUAUGAUUCCUGCAAAGCAAGUUAUUACAGCGUCACCUUCAUCCUCUUUAACUGAAGUUGGAUCCCUGAUGGUGACCAAUCACAUUGGUUGUGUACUAAUUGUCGAAAACUCAAAACCAAUCGGUAUUAUCACAAAAUCAGACAUGGUAAAAUACUAUCUGGAAAAUGCUGAUAUUAAAAAACCAGUCCAAGAAUUCAUGAGCACCAAUUUGAAAACAGUGAAGGAUACCUUAGAAACAGACCAAGCUGCAACUGAAAUGAAUUCUAGCAAACUUCACUAUCUCAUCGUUAAUGAUUCAAAGAAUAAUUGGGAAGGUAUUGUUUCAACGAAGGAUGUGCUUGAAGAGGAGGUGUUUGAAUCAAAGGCAUUUCCUUAUGUGACACGAGUUGGUAUUUCCAGAUCAUCGCCAUACAUUAAAUAUUAA